Molecule: messenger RNA, 348 nt
Organism: Pocillopora damicornis (cauliflower coral)
Lineage: Eukaryota; Metazoa; Cnidaria; Anthozoa; Scleractinia; Pocilloporidae
Biological process (GO): mitochondrial respiratory chain complex II assembly
Cellular component (GO): mitochondrion
Source: RefSeq, a predicted model, not a curated record
AUGGCUGCUCCAAUGUUGCAUAAUCUUGUUUCGUCUUUUUCUCGUGGAAUCAUCAGAAAAAUGACUUGUAAAGGAAUUCUUACCAAUAAUAGUAUGUUGCCAAGAUUCUUUGGAUUUCAUUCGUCGCGAUUUUUUAGUGAUGACGUAAAAGACACCGAAAAGGGUGUAGAUUCGCAAGUCCAUGAGAACAACAACCACCAGAAGAUCGAAGGUUCGACUGAUAAAGAUCCUUAUGCUCCGUUUCCAGACGAUAUCAACCCUGUUACUGGGGAAAAGGGAGGACCAAAAGGACCAGAACCAACCAGAUAUGGAGACUGGGAGAGAAAGGGACGUUGCAUAGACUUCUAA